UUUAAUUGAGCGCGAGGAGCGCUAAAGCGCUGUAAUCGAAUGCUCGGCUUCAUAAAUUUUAAAUUUUUAUUUAUUUAAAAAAAAAAUUUAAAAUAUAAAUAAGGUUAUUGAACUAGGUCAAUUUGAUCUCAUCAUUUUGUGCUGAUCGACUGAUCGAGUCAUCGCCUCAUCGAUGCCUUUGUUUGAAAUUUUUUUGCAAACGUCUGUCAUCGUUCCCCAGAGUUUUCAAGGUUAGGCAACUUGUUAGGCAAGGCUUAGGCUAGAAUAAUUUGUGGGAUCAGCUGAGUUUCUGAGAUUGGGAUUUUUGGAUUAGGUACUUAUAUGAAUAAAUAAUUAAUAAUUAAUAGUUGAUCAAUAUUUUUCAAAGAAUCUUACGUUAUAGUUUCUUUUUGCGUAGUAAGUAGUUUCCUUAGUGCGAAAACUAAAAGUUAUUUUUCAAGUGAAGAUAUACCUACUCGUUAAAUCAGUAAUCAUGAAUGCGUACAGUAAGCAGGCAUUUCCGCGGAAACAAGAAUACGUUGAGACAAACGCAGGAAAUUUUGCAACUGAUGAGAAAGAUUUGAAUAAAUCUCCGCCGAAGUUUAUCAAUAUGCAGAAAAUAGUCGAUGGAGCAAGUUCCGCUUCGAACGCAGGUAUUGUGUACUACAAAUGUCUUUCGGAAGAAAUGGAAAAAAAGAUCAACGAAUUGCAAAAGGCAAUCGAAGUGGCUGAAUCUACGAUGAAUACUCAAAAGCAGAACAUCGAAGAUAUGAUUAACCGCAAGAAUCAAUUGCUGUGUGAUUUUCACGAGCAGUACAGAAAAUUCACUCGUAAAACGGAAUGCGAAACUAAGAUGGAAGAUGAAAUCGAACAAUUGAUCAAGUUUCUAGACGAGUUGAUGCCUUUGCAUAAUGAAAUAUCUUACGUGAAAACUUCCGAAAUCAAUAUACGGAAUUACGUGAUGGAAAAAUAUCAAACUAUUUGCAACGAACUGCAACCAGUUAAAGAUGUUUAUGAAAAGAAUGUUGAACAAUUACAGUUGACAGCGGAGAAACUCAAAGAAUGGAAAUCUCAAUGGGAAGCAUACGACAAGUUGAAUUCGGAUAUCAAAUCUGCCAUUCGUCAACAUGAAGAAAAAUUGAAUCAUCUUAAAUGGUCCAUCAAAAAUGAAGCAGCUGACGCUGAACUUAUAAAGAACGAGGGUGAACGAAUCCAAAUACAAACCAACGUGGAAAUUUUAGAAAAACAGCACAUCUUGAGAAACGAAGCGAUGAAGAUUCAACAUACUUUUCAUUCGUUAAAAGAUGAAUUUUCUAAAUUGAAAAGCGAGCAAAACGAAUUCAUUCGGAUUAAGGAACAACUGUCCAAUUAUAAUGAAAUGUUUUCCAAAGAUAACCAGAAAGUUGUUGAAUUAGACGCAAAUAUCCGAGAGAAAAAACUCGAACUGGUAGAAUUACAGAAGAAAAUCGAAGCUAAUUCUAAUCAUCUACAUGAUUUGGAAAACAAGAAAAGGACCAAACUUGAAAAACAAGAACAGUUAUGCAAUAUUUUACACGAGUACAAAGAAAAUAUAACCCAGGAAGAAACUAAAUUGAACAAUUUGCUCGAAGAAGAACGCUCGAUUGAAGGAAAAAUGAAACAACUUUCAGCUGAAAUCGAAAUUCAGACAGAGAAAAGGAACACUUUACUUAAGAAACAACAAGAAGAAAGGAACGCUUUACUUGAAAAACAACAAAGUUUCUCGCAAGAAGUGACACGAAAAGAGAGUUUGAUGAAAGAAAUCAAUGACUUAGAACAUAAAAAAAGUUCAACGAAGAAAAAUGUUUUAGAAUUGAAUAACGAACUAGAAACGAAGAUGAAAGCAAUCAACGAACUGAAGAAAAAUUUAUUUUCGAAUGAUAUUUUAGUCAAAGUCAACGCACUUGAAGCGAAUGCGCUUCAUUCCUACCUCACCGUAGAAAACGAGUGCCAUGUAACAUCUGAAUUCAUUGAUACCGAAUUAGAUCCGUUACUUGAUCAAAUUUGUAAACAAGAAUCUCAAAUUAAAGAUUUAGAGAAACAAUUGAAGGAAUGUGCAGCUGAGGGGCUUAUGCUAGAGAAAGAAGUGAUCGAAAAAGAAAACCGUCUGAAAAACAUUGCAGAUUCAAUUAAAACGAGUGAUAGUGCUAUUCUUGCUUUGAAACAAAAUGUGCAUCAAGCGAAAUACAUUACGGUACAAGAAUUGAAUAAGCAAUUAGUUGCAUUGACUAAUCAUGUGAAAAACGAGCAAAACUUGGUAGCGAAACUGAAAAAAGAAAUCGAGAUAGGUCUACAAACGCAAGCGGCGACUCAAGAAUCGACAAAGAGUAAAAGACGACUUCUUACUCCAGAAAAAGCACGAAAUGUUGCUUCGUCAACGUCGAAAACUGCACGAUCGAAAAAAAAGGUCGAGGAACCGGUAGAUGCCAAUAAAAAGAAGAAUCAGUCGGAUAACGAUAUUUACAAUUUCAACUAAGUUCUUGAAAAAACGGAUUUUAAAGCUUGUUCGUGUUGAAAUUAUUCAUUUAAGAAAGAAUCAGUUUUCAUUUUGAUUAAUUAUUUGAGUUUAUACUGGAGAGAUGAUUUUUGUUGUAAAAUACGUAUAAAUAUAAGAGUUGAAUUUGAAAUAGGUAAUUUUGUUCGAAUGAAAACUAACUUCUUUUGAAAUAUGCCUUCAGGAGAUCGGUAUGCAAACUCUGUACGCUUACGUGAAAUAAUUCACAUACCUAAUUUCUUACUACACUGUUUACUCACA
Planococcus citri (citrus mealybug) is the source of this 2752-nucleotide messenger RNA. RefSeq names its product repetitive organellar protein-like. The record is from RefSeq and is a predicted model, not a curated record. The transcript is spliced from 10 exons. Bases 473 to 2473 code for a protein of 666 amino acids. Lineage: Eukaryota; Metazoa; Arthropoda; Insecta; Hemiptera; Pseudococcidae.